Molecule: messenger RNA, 1869 nt
Organism: Daldinia caldariorum
Lineage: Eukaryota; Fungi; Ascomycota; Sordariomycetes; Xylariales; Hypoxylaceae
Product: alpha-ketoacid dehydrogenase kinase
Exons: 3
Coding region: 292-1692 (466 amino acids)
Biological process (GO): protein phosphorylation; regulation of glucose metabolic process
Cellular component (GO): mitochondrion
Molecular function (GO): pyruvate dehydrogenase (acetyl-transferring) kinase activity
Source: RefSeq, a predicted model, not a curated record
GGUCACUUACUUCGUCACUACCUUAGCUUCUUUACAUAUAUGUACCUAGAGGCUAGAGCUAUGUACCUAACCAACCUCGAAUCUUGGCGAAACCGGAACAUGUACUCCCCAUGACUUAUUAGUCCCCAAAAAGUCCAGCAGUAACAUGUGAGGUAGCUUAAAGCUCCAAAAUACGAACCCCCUCCAAAAAAAAGGAGAACACCUCUUUCUCUGUUUCUUGGUUGCUUCUUUUUUUUUCUGUGUACCCUUUUCAAAACGUUGCAUUGUUCACUCUGGCAUGGAAUCGUCGGCAUGUUACCAUUCGCGGUGCAAGAUGCCACCAAAGCCUUGCGGUUGACCUCCCGCCCAAGAGCUUCGAUCAUGACGGCUCGAGUCCCCGUUUCGCUGUUACCCGCCUCAAGAUUGAUAACCCACCGUAACGAUUCCAGUAUAAAAAGCAAGCGGUGGUCGCACACAGCGAAAUGGAGGCCGGUCCAGAUUUUAGAUGAAUGGGUCGUAAAGGAAGCUCGUCCUAUUAGCUUGCGACAAUUGAUGGUAUUUGGCCGGUCGUUGACUGAGGCGCGACUGAUCAGCUCCGCGAAUUAUGUUCGCACCGAACUCCCCACGAGAAUCGCUCACCGGAUUCGCGAUAUGCAACGCUUACCUUAUAUAAUUGUCACGAAUCCGCAAAUUAGUGAUGUGUAUGAACUUUACUAUACCGCAUUCGACACCUUCCGGCGCAUUAGAGAGGUCAAGACGCUCGAGGACAAUGACCACCUUUGUAAGGAGAUAGCUAAGAUGUUGCGCGCCCACUUGACUGUGAUUCCGAAAUUGGCUAUGGGUAUACUCGAGUGUAGUGGGUUAAUGCCUGCUUCUGAGCUGGAUCACUUCAUGAACACUAUCUUACGAUCAAGAAUAUCACGUAGAGUUAUCGCAGAACAACACCUCGCUCUAACCGAGACCUUCAACUCGCAUUGGUUCUCACCCGGAGCUAAGCUCUCCGAGUCCGAGUUCAUAGGCGAGGUAUUCAUUAAGUGUGUAGCCAAAGACGUAAUUGAGCACUGCGCCAAAGCUGUGCAAGACCUCGCCCGUUCCGCCAAUGGACCAGAUACUAAGAUUCCCGAGAUCAGAAUCAACGGACACAUGGAGUCCUCCUUCCCAUACAUCCUAAGCCACUUAGAGUAUAUCAUAGGCGAGCUUCUUCGAAACUCUGUCCAAGCUGUCAUUGAAAAGCAUCAGAAGAGUAAAGACCCCACUUCAAACCCGCCGCCCAUCGAGGUCACCCUGUGCGAGGCGCCGCAGCACGUCAUUAUUCGUAUCUCGGACCAAGGUGGUGGCAUCCCGCGCGAUAUUCUCCCGUAUCUAUGGUCUUUCGGUAAAGGGCCCCUGAAAAACCAACGCCUCGAGAACCUUGGGCAAGUACCGCUUAUGGCAGCUACGCUACAGGAGCUCAAGGUCAACGACGGCAAGUUGACGGGCCUGCAGAGCGAGCGUUCAGGCCGUGAUAGCUCGCUCUCUUCGCUGGCUACUAGACCGCCCAAUCUCCGCCUUGGUAUGGGCCUCCCAUUAAGCCGUGUCUAUGCCGAAUACUGGGCUGGAAGCCUGGAGUUACAUAGUUUAGAAGGGUACGGCGUAGAUGCCUUUCUGCAGAUUUCAAAGCUGGGGAAUAAGAACGAACAGCUAGCCACAAGAGCAGCAAUGGAUGCUGUUUAGUAGAGGGAAAUUUGCUAAGAUGCUUUGGUUGUAGGAUUGCGGAGAAGAGAUGACUGGGAUGUAAUUAUAUCGGUUUUGAUCGAUGAGCUGAUUUGUAGCGUCAAAGAUGCCAUAGCGUUUAGUUAACCAGGUUUAAAAGUGAGCGAGCGGAUGGGGUUCACGAGGUAUAUAUGAAGA